AGGUGUAAUUCUGUGCCAAGCCACAAGAGGAAUGAAAGUCCAGGACUUCCCCUGGGCACCAGCUUCCAUUUGUACUUGAGACAGAAGGCUUGUUGAGAACUUCCUGCUAGUUCACAUUUCAAACAGAGCCUGUACUUAAUCCCCACCCUCAGAGCAGAGCUCAGAGUAAACGGGAGGAGUCCGGAGCCCAGGAACAGAGUGGUACAGAGAGCUACUGGGUGACCUGGUGAGAAGAGCCAGCCAGAUGGAAGCCAGACCUCCAAAGGGCCCAGGUACCUAAGGGCGUGGUGGCAGAAGGAAACAGCUGCCCACCAACAAUGAUGAGCCAGGUCCACCAGGGUACCCAGGAACAGGCAUUAGUUUCCAUUUGUAAGGACAACAGGCAAACAAUUUACAUUUGAUUAUGAAAAUGAAGUCCAUAAACAAGAUUACUUCAUUAAGUCACCACCCCCUCAGCUCUUCUUCUCUAUGAGCUCCUGGAAAAAGCGUCUUUUUAUUCUGUCCCAGCGCCAGGGAAAAGGUCUUAUCCUUUCCUAUUACAAAGACCAUCAACAUCGAGGCUCCAUAGAAAUUGACUGCAGCGCCACUGUAGAAGUUGGUAUAAAUAGCCAGGAAAAGAUGCAAUCUGUGCAGAAGAUGUUCAGAUGCCACCCGGAUGAGGUGAUGUCCAUCAGAACUGUAAACAGGGACUACUUCCUUAUUGGCCAUGACAGGGAGAAGAUUAAAGACUGGAUCUCCUUCAUGACACCAUACUGCCAGGGUGUAAAAGCAACCCAUCAGAGAGCAGAGCAGGAGAAGCCUUCCCUGGGUGACAGAAGGCCUGUUUCCGACCCCAGUCCUUUCUUGGGUCUCUGCAGCAUACCAGAGGGUAUCAGCCUUGCAUCACCGAGGGCCAGUCUUCCAGAGGUGCACUUGAUACAAAAAAGUCUCCAAAGAUUCAGGCAAGCUCAUCAUCAUCAUCAUGAACAAGAUUUCCACUCAGAAACCACUCAAGAUGCAGAAGAGGAAGAGUACUAUCUCACUCCUCGAAGGGCCUGUUUAGAGUUAGAGAAUAUUGAUGGAUGCAACGAUUCUGGUGACUCCACUGAAUCCGACAGUCCAGACCAAGGGUUCAAGAGAGCAGACAGCAAUUACGUGUCAAUGAGAGCAGUGAGAUCCUGUCUCUUCAAAGAAUCAACCUCUGCACCAGCUGACGGCCAAGCUGAAUCCCAAAUUUUUCCGGAGAUGUCAGAGCUGGGGCUUCCUCACCAAGAACAUGACACAGGAAGCGAUCCAUGUCUUUCACCCGCCGAUUCCGAAGCACAAACUACAGAUGGCCAAAAGGGGUCCGCCUCACUAACUGUUGUGAAAUUGUCUAUAUUACUCAACAACAUGCCCAGUGAGAGCCAAGUGGAGACUCUGAACGUGUUCCUCUCCCCUCGGGAUGCCAUCAACUAUCUCGCUCUGGUAGAAGCAGCAGGACGGAUAUGUGUGGCUCGCUGGGAAGGCCCUCCCCGACUAGGGUGCUUAUUCUACCAGGGAGAUCACAUCUUGGCCGUGAAUGACCUGAAGCCCCAAAGCCUGGAGGAGGUGUCCUUGUUUCUAACCCGAUGUAUCCAGAAGGAGAAAGUGAAACUCUCCAUUGGCCGGAUCCCAAACUCAGAGAAGUUCCACGCUUCCCCCUGUGUGUGCUCCUUAAGACACCAGUUGGUUGAGUCUGUCCAGCAGGAUUUGCCAGAGCUGGAGAGGACACCAAAGAGGACUCCUGCCAUCAAAAAGAGCCAUAAGGAAGCUACUGGGGAGUAGGCUGCCGUGGGCCAGGGACACAGAACGGUGGAUCCCUGGGCCAUGCAUGGCCUUGUGAUUGGACAAAAGACAGCAUCCUUCUCUGAGUCACUGUACUGACUUAACAGUGGGUUCACUGACCCUCUUUGGCUUUUGCACUGGGGAAGUCACAUGGGAUAAUGACUAAGGAGUGGAGUUAGAACAGGAGGGUUUAUACCUGAGACUCUGCCCCAGGCAUGGCAGACACCAUUCAGUAAAUCCCUGGUCUAAUUAAUAGCUUUGUGCUUCUGAGGUCACAGCCCACAAAACUGGCUUUUGGUUAGCCAUAUCAUUUCAGGGUUGCAAGAGAGUGAAAGUCUGUGGCAGCCUUCCCAGACACUUCCUGUGGCUCAGCAACCCAGGAGACAUCAGGCAGGCCUAGUGGCCUCUCUGGCUCCCUCAGAGCACCUGCUCUCUUAAAGGCACACUAACUAUUUGGGAAGCUGAGGAAGUUCGGAUCUGUAUCCAGCCAAGAUGUGGUUGCUCUAAAAAUAAAUUGGAAACUAUGUUUGGACACUC
Arvicanthis niloticus (Nile rat) is the source of this 2322-nucleotide messenger RNA. RefSeq names its product pleckstrin homology domain containing S1 (gene Plekhs1). The record is from RefSeq and is a predicted model, not a curated record. NCBI's taxonomy places the organism in Eukaryota, Metazoa, Chordata, Mammalia, Rodentia, Muridae.